UUUUCCUGCUUGAGAUGCACAGAAGAAAAACUGACAAUAUUGAUUAUAUUCACAAUAAUGACAAUGUUAUUUGAAGUAAUGCCAUUAAAAUGCGGUUUUAUUUGAAAAGCAGCAUAAUAAUUUUCACCAUUACAAAUAAAGAAUGACUAGUCUGAGUUUGAGUUUAGCGUCUCUAAAUGGUGAGAAAGAAGAACAGUUUCUGGAGCAUUAUUUUUCUCACGUCAGUCACUGUGAACAUGACAAAGCCAGGGAACUUGCAGAGAAGGAGAGAGAUGCUUACAAGGCAAUGUUUGGUUCCUCCUGGGCCAUGUUCUUACUUUCACUUUCACAGUUUGCCACAGCAGAGAAAACUUACAUGUCACUGGGAUUUUUAGAACAGAAGAGCUUCUUUACAAGAUCAAAAGAUACUCUGAAGAGCUGUUAUCAGACCCUGAUGCAGGAUUUUAGACGCGUUGAGGAGGCUGUAAAAUCCACAGAGGAACAAGGAUUUGGAAUGUCCAGCAAUGUGAUCGAAUUCGAGAAGUUACUAGCCCAUCUUUGUGAUCAACUGUGCUUCUUUACACAGGCCAGACAGGAGACAAUCAAUUUCUAUGAACAAGUUCACAUCAUGGGGAUGACAAAGCAUAUCAACUUUGAAGAUCUUAACAUGGUUGUCAAGGAAAUUAUAGCAGGACACAACAAGAAUUUUCACCAUCCAAUUUUAGCACCACUCAAAACUGUGUUUGGAUAUGAGUGUGAUACAUUAAACCAUUUACUGGUUGCCCAGACUAUGAUGUCUGACUGGAAGUUUCUGAUGGCCCUCUUACACAUUCAUGAAGCCCACACAAAACUGACAAGCUGGGCUACAUUAAUUCACCCUAAGGAGAGUAAGAAAUCUGCCUUCGGAGGCUCCAGUAAACAUGGCUCCCUGCCUGCCCUUUAUCAGUGGCUGAGUAAAUUCAAAAACCUGCUGCUCUCUAAAUUCAGUAUCUACUUUUACGACAUCCUACAAAGGCAGGCCUCUCCCCUUGAAAUGAAAUCCUUGAUCAGUAAAACUCCUGAUGAUUUUGUCACAAGGAUACAGACAUUUCACAAGAAGUCUGAUGCGUGUCAUGUCUCCCUGGUCCUGAACACUCAGGGACUCGAGCGAGUUUUCCCUGGGGGAUAUCAGUACCCAGGGAGACUGGUGGAAACACCCCAGGGACUGGACACUUUUCCUGCCAUUUUUUCCUACCCAGGGGAUAGACCCGCCAAUCAUUUUCCCGCAGUGGUGAUGAUGUUGACGGAGGGACGUGACAGGGAGGAGCCAGCCGUGUACGCCCAGGAUAAAAUACACUACAUGUACGACAAGGGGUCGCACUCCUCCUACUUCUACACACAGGUCGAUACAAGGAUCAGUCUGGUCGUUAUAUUCGAGAGCAAGAAAUCAGAGAAAGACUCCUACGUGAAUAACUUUAUGACUGAAUUAGCCACUCACUUAAGGUGUACAAAAUUCUUUACUUCCUUAAAGCCAGGCUUUAAGUGAAAUAUA
This is a messenger RNA of Saccostrea cuccullata (small rock oyster), 1510 nucleotides long. RefSeq names its product KICSTOR subunit 2-like. Gene Ontology annotation, cellular component: KICSTOR complex. Gene Ontology annotation, biological process: negative regulation of TORC1 signaling; cellular response to amino acid starvation; cellular response to glucose starvation. The record is from RefSeq and is a predicted model, not a curated record. The coding region runs from base 143 to 1504 and encodes 453 amino acids. Lineage: Eukaryota; Metazoa; Mollusca; Bivalvia; Ostreida; Ostreidae. The transcript is spliced from 10 exons.